AUGACGGCUUUAGCGACCUCCUCAAGUGCGGUGAGCGUCAGAAGGCAGAGGGGCCAUGGUCGAGUCUCGCUGCGUGCUCUGGAGGCAGCACUGUUGCUUGCGCUCCUGCUUCUCGGAGCGUGCUCCAGCGUGGCACUCAUAGUGAAUGCGGUGAAAGGUCACCAUGCCACUGUGCAUGAUGACGCACGCGUUCAGUCAGUGUGGUUGGCGAGCGCAGCAGCAGCGGCAGCGUCGGAUAUGAGGGAAUCGAACGUGCACGUGCUGCGCAAGAUGAAUCAGCAGAACUGGCACCUCCUCGAUGGUGAUCAGCUGAUCCCUGGAGACGGCAAGAGCGUCGCACACGCGCGCCCUCUGCGCGGCGCGCCACUUACGGGGGUCUGUGAGGGACCCCCUGAAUGCGAGUCACCACCACUGCCACGAGCACCACAGACCCAUUCGGACGCGGGGCGCCAUUCAAAACAGGCUGGUGUCCAUCCCCGUGACCACACCACUUCUGACGCGCCACAGGACGCAGCUCCCGUCGGGCAGCACCACUGUCGUACGAAACACCCUGCACGAGUCACCUCUUCUUUGCACCAACAACACAAGGCAGCCGCAGAAUACGCUGGCACGGAACCGCCCCGCAUCUCUCUCGACUCCCUCCGUCUUGUGAUCCAGCUUGAGGACGAGGUUGCCACCAAGGAGGACAACGUAGAAGUCCACGAAGACGGCGACGACAAGCAUGCCUCACCGCAGCGUAGGGUGCCACAUCACAGUAGACGGUUGCAGGAGAAUUCAGCUCAUCUCCAUAGUAGAGAUUAUGGGCACCGGCGGGGGCGCGCCCGCGACAGCAAUGCACACCGCCAUCACAGUUUCUUGGCGCUCCGAGAGCAGCCGGUAAGUGGUCUGCGCAGACUAGCCGUGGAGCAGCAUGCCAUCGAACAUCAUAGCGAUGGAGGCGGUGCCGCCGAGGUGGUAUCAACCGAUGCCAAGAAUGUGACGUCUAUGACGGAGUCGAAAGAGGAGCGGCAGCGUCGCUGCCUCGUGGUGAACACUCAGGACUCGAAGGCGACUAGCAUGGAGUCGCUGCGGGAGGGCACGCCGCGCAAAGGUUGCCUUAUCGUGCCUGCCGAAGUAGGCAACGACAUCCCGAGUAGCGAGAACAACGCAAAGCGCACCGUAGCGAUCAUGUCGCUUUUUGUGUCCGCCCUCUUUGGGGCUUUUCUCUUUGUCGUCUAA
Messenger RNA from Leishmania braziliensis MHOM/BR/75/M2904, 1218 nucleotides. RefSeq lists its product as hypothetical. The transcript has a single exon. The coding region runs from base 1 to 1218 and encodes 405 amino acids. The record is from RefSeq and is a predicted model, not a curated record. Lineage: Eukaryota; Euglenozoa; Kinetoplastea; Trypanosomatida; Trypanosomatidae.